AUGCCCCGUCUCUCUGGCCUGCAAAAGGAGGUCCUGGCCCUCUACCGUAACUCCCUGCGCGAGAUCCGCAAAAAGCCAGCGCCUGCUCGCCCCCACUUCCAUGCUUUUGCGAGAGCCGAGUUCGAGAAGAACCUGGCCAUAGACAAGCGUGACUUUGCGGCCGUCGAGUACCUGCUGCGCAAGGGCCGACGACAGCUCGAGACGUACUCGGCACCGGGCAUCGUGCGCAUCAGUUGA
Molecule: messenger RNA, 237 nt
Organism: Gaeumannomyces tritici R3-111a-1
Lineage: Eukaryota; Fungi; Ascomycota; Sordariomycetes; Magnaporthales; Magnaporthaceae
Exons: 1
Coding region: 1-237 (78 amino acids)
Biological process (GO): mitochondrial respiratory chain complex II assembly
Cellular component (GO): mitochondrion
Source: RefSeq, a predicted model, not a curated record